This is a messenger RNA of Polyodon spathula (Mississippi paddlefish), 580 nucleotides long. It is a transcript of the gene mcrip1, whose product is annotated as MAPK regulated corepressor interacting protein 1. The transcript is spliced from 5 exons. The record is from RefSeq and is a predicted model, not a curated record. The coding region runs from base 190 to 480 and encodes 96 amino acids. Lineage: Eukaryota; Metazoa; Chordata; Actinopteri; Acipenseriformes; Polyodontidae.
CUGUUCGCCUGUGUAUUUCCCGGAAGGGGUUGGUUAGCAACGUCACGGCCUGUGUAGGCCUGCAGUUGCGGUGGAAACAAGGGGAAGAAGACUCUGGGAAGAAAAAACCCAAAUUCCUGCUGAUAUCUAACAAAGGUAAAGUGGAUCAGCGGAAAAGAAGGAAACAGGAAGGCAUUUAAGAUCUAAGAGAUGACCAGCUCACCUGCUUCUAGAUUUGUUUCAAAUGGCAAGAGGAACACCAGCCCCCGGUCCCCUACCAACACUGGCGAACUCUUCACUCCAGCACAUGAAGAAAACGUUCGAUUUAUAUAUGAUGCAUGGCAGUGUGUCCUGAGAGACCUUGCGUCGUCCAGUGACCGGAGUGAGAGAGGACCCCAGCAGUAUGUUGAGAAGACGACGAACCCUGGGCUUAACACAUUUACUCCUGUUGACUUGAGUGAUGUAAAGAGACGGAACACACAGGACUCCAAGAAAUCUUAAGAAACGUGUGCCUGCCUGGCCGGGUCCCAUUGCUCUCCUUAGACAGUCCUUGGGAGAUUUAUUUUCUAAUGAUAUUCUCAGUCUCCCCCCCCCCCCCCCC